Messenger RNA from Pochonia chlamydosporia 170, 2361 nucleotides. Its product is annotated as transposase. Bases 1 to 2361 code for a protein of 786 amino acids. Lineage: Eukaryota; Fungi; Ascomycota; Sordariomycetes; Hypocreales; Clavicipitaceae. The transcript has 3 exons. Gene Ontology annotation, biological process: regulation of DNA-templated transcription. The record is from RefSeq and is a predicted model, not a curated record.
AUGGACAUUUGCCGCCUUCUCAGUACACAAAGUCCCUCGCCAGGCCGUGCUGCUGCCGCCACCGCAGUUACUGCCGCCAACGACCCAGCAGACGAUGAAUAUACCGGUGCCACGAUCCCACAACUGCCGCCAUCGCCACUCUUUGACACAUACGAUGACCUCUUUGCCUCCCUUCGCAACUUCCACCUUUCCCAUGGCGCCGCAAUAGUGAAGGCCUCUAGCUCCGCAAGGCGGGAUAUGGGGGGCAUCAUUCAGCCAACCUACAUCGUCUUCAAAUGUGACCGCGGCCCGCGACGGCCGUCACAAAGCUCGGGCCUCAGGAAGCCGUCAUCACAGAAGCUUGAUUUGGAAGGUCAGCACAAUCACGGGCAGUCCCUUGAUCCGUCGGCGCACAAUGUCUAUCGCCGCCGCACGGUUGCCCAGCAAGAAAAGGAACGAGAACUAGCCAACGAGAAUGGUAUUAGGGCCCGCGAGAUGGCCAGCAUUAUUAGAAAAGCCGACAGCCCAGGCUACGAUUAUUUCCGCAAGCGAGAUAUCUACAAUGAUCGUCAAACCAUCAAACGCGAGCGAUUGAACGGCCUUACUGCUACCCAAGCCUCCGCCAAGGAGCCCGAGGGCGGAGGUAUUAGAGUCAGAACCUUACGCGACGAAGAGGACCGCAUCUGUGCCGUCUUUUGGACUUACGACUGGUGCCGCACAAUGUGGAAGAAGUUCCCGGAGGUGCUCAGUUUGGAUAACACAUACAAGACCAACCGCUUUGGGUUACAUCUAUUUCAAGCCACAGGUGUAACGGAUCAGAAGUCCCUGGCCAACUUCGCCUUCGGCCUUAUAAACGGCGAAAAGGAGCACCACUUCCAGUGGCUAUGUGACCGGCUUGACGAGCUUCGCAUCGACAUUGGGGCAGACACGCCGGAGGUUAUCAUCACAGACAAGGAACAGGCUCUCCGCACAGCCCUCACGAACACCUUUCCAAGUGCCCAACAGCAGCUCUGCGUAUAUCACAUCUUGGCCAACGUGCGAGCCAAAAUUAACGCCCGCUGGAAGGACACUGAGGGCGACGAUCACGACGACAUUGGUGAUGAGUCUGAUAAUGACGUAGACGCCCUUUCCUGUCAUCCAAGCGACAAGAAUGCCGAGCAGCUCGAGCCAGAGCUAGAUCUUGAUGUCGCCGCCAGAGGCCGUGUACAAGACGAGGCAGAGGACGGGCUUGCGACCUCCUCUGAUGACUAUAACCGUGAGGGCAUGUUCAAGGCUUUUCAAGCCGUGGUUUAUGCCGCUAAUCACGAUGCCUUCAAGGACGCGUGGGAGUCAUUUGCCGAGACCUUCGGCAAGAAGCAACGGCACAUCCUGCGAUAUAUUCAAAAAGAAUAUAUGCCAUGGCGCAAGCAGUGGGUGAAAUCCUACAUUGACCACUAUCGGAACUUUGGUCAAAGGGUCAAUAGCCCUACCGAGACCGCCCAUGCAGACGUCAAGUCUCACCUUGUGACAGGCACGGGAGACCUCCUUUACCUCCACCAGGCCCUUGUCACAAUGAUUGAUAACAAGUCUCGAUCCUAUCGUCAAGAGGCUGCGAGACAGAUUCAACGUCAGCGUGAUCAGUACCUCAAGCAGGCAUGGCUUGGCAAGCUUAACCUCCAGAUCACAUAUCAGGCCAUUGAUCUUAUCGCCAAGCAGUAUCGCUUUGCCCUCGCCGCCCUGCCUGAUCAGCGCGAGCCCAAACCGCUACGCCCUUGCACGAGCAACUUCGAGCACCAAUACGGCCUGCCUUGCAGCCAUCGUAUCUUUGAUUGUCUCAUGAACGGCACGCCUCUGCGACGGAGCCAGAUUGCUAUGCGUUGGUGGCUCGAGAAGCCGUUGAAUACUGACGAUAAGAUACUUAAUAUUCGCGACCCGGCUGUUGUCAUAAGCGCACGGGGCCGGCCCCGUCUGAACGCCAACAACAAGAAGCUCAAGAUCCCGCGAUACCUCAAGAUCGCGGAUUACACCUCCCAGCUGGGAAGUUGCGCCGAAGAUACGGACGAUGACGAUGCCGAAGCCGAGCCUAAACAACGGAGUCAAGGAAGGUAUUCAGCGCGAGGCCGUGGUCGGAGCCGACAGCCUAGUCGGAAUGCGGGCGGAGGAACGCGCCGACUGAACCCGAGCCUUCGCCGCGACCGCUCUCAAUUCGAGCUUGACGAGCUACAAUCACAUAUCUCGCGAGGCAACAAGCGUCGACGAGUCCGUGGCGGGGCGGCAGGACGAAGUCGUGCGGAUUUAUCUCAGGCUGAGAGGUCGCCGACAAACCAGGUCCAAGCGUCACGAGAGUCGUCGGCCGAGAGCUGCAUCAUCAUACCAGGAAUGCAAUCGGCUGCAACACCAUAA